ACUGGGCAAUUUUGGGCAUUUAGAAACUGUAAAUUAUUAAUGUGGAGACACACAAAAGUAGAUAAAAUUUCUUGUCUAAAGAGCCAAGUCACGUUCACAUGUCUCCAUCGAUCGUGAGCAGCUCAGGCGCUGGGUCGUGAGCGAGAUUGCGUAAAAUAACAAAAUGGCCAAACUGUGUUUGCUACUGCUUUCGAGGCAUUGGAAAUAUGUUUACGUCACAUCCCCAAUUGGUUAGACAUGCUAGACUUGCGAUUUCUGAUCCUAGGCCUGGGUAGAGGUGGCAUCGACGAUCCUCCAACAUCCGCACCUGACAUUUUUGGGCGAUCGCCAAUGUUUCCAAUUCUGUGGUGAAUCGGCCAGCUUGGGGCCCAAGAUCCCGAUUUAUUCACCACCUCCAGGUAAAUCUGUUUGUACCGUUUUCUUAGUUAGGUCCUUCAACUUUGUUUGGAUUUGCCGUGCUGUUGUCUGCGAGUAAUCUGGCACAAAUGAAAAUCUCACUACGAUUUUCUUAUGUAUUUUGGUAUUUUUCUUUGAUUUCUUGUCUUCCACUAACAUUCUAAUCUCUAUCAAGUCACUAAUUUCUUCCUCUGUCCAACAGGCCCGAGGGCCAGAUCCAGUUGAAGUUGACAUGGAGAGUAUUUAGGGAUAUUUAAAUGACAAAUAACAUACAAUAGCCAAAACUGCAACGAUUGUGAAAAUAGCGUUCUUAACUACAAAUAUUCCCACAAAUAAGCUAACUACUUUGACCCCGGAGAGAUGCUUAAUCUGACUGGCUUUCACACAAAAGAGGCCAUAGCUCACUGGCAGAGAUCCCAAUUCUCCCAAAAGUUACGGGUUUCUCCCUUUUUUCUGGGUCGUCUCCCGCUCCCCCGCGAAAGCACAGUUUUCUCCCGAAUUUUGGGAGUUUUCAGAAAUAUCCCGAAAUUGUUAAAAAUCGUGCUCCCUGGUCUUUAUUUUUCAGCCCAAAACUAGCCAAGACGCUAGAUGCUACCUAAACAAUAGUGAUGGAUUUGCGCUGGCACUUGAAAACAAAGCAAUCAUUUAUUCUUUGUUGUGCUAUUACGCAAUAUCUAGGCGCACCCAUUUACAUCUUUACUAUAGUAGACAAUGAUUGCUUGGCCUAAGCCUAAUCUUUUGAUAAACUGUGGUUGACACCUCUACCUACCCCAACCCAACCGAAGCAAUUUGCUUUGCUUUUGUCGGAAACUUUAGAGACAGGCAACAACAUAACAUGAGCAGUUUUUGGGCCAAUAUGUCACAGUUCGUUCGAUUUUUGAGAAGAAAACAUCUAUUCCAGUAUUACUAUCUAUCCUGCAAAAGCCAUCGCCGAAUUCAAAACACCGCUUUGAAAUGCCUGCUCAUCCUCAGAAGAAGGCAAGUACGCAUGCUCAUUUAAACCAGAUUUCACGAAAAUGUACCCAAGUAUAAUAGGGGUCAAGUCUGAUUCGCAUGCUGCAAAGUGCACCGUUUGUAAUGUAGUGUUCACCGUAUGUCAUGGAGGAAAGAACGAUGUUGACAAACACAUUAAGGGAAAGAAGCAUGAGAAAUGUGCGAAAGAAAUUGCCCAGAAUCAGACGUUCAAGUUCACCUCACAGAGUGGUCCAUUGAAAGAGAAAUUAAUCAGAGCAGAGGUAUUAUUUACGGCCUUCAUCCUGGAACAUAACCUUCCAUUUGCUGUUUCUCAGCAUGCAAACCAACUUUUUAAGCAGAUGUUUCCAGACUCCGAGGUGGCCAAAGAGUACAGGUGCUCUUACAUGAAAACUGCAGCAAUAACUGGGAAUGCAUUAGAACCAGAAGCAUCCAAAGUAAUGUUUUCCUGCCUGAGAGACCGUAGACAGCCGUUUACAUUAAUGCUGGAUGAAUCCAAUGAUAUACUGUGCCAGAAGGAAUGCGCGAUUUUGGUGCCAGUUUGCAAUGUAGCAACAGCCCAGAAAAUUUUUGAUGUUGUGAAUGGCUCUCUUUGUAGCAGUGGACUACUAUGGGACAAUGUUGUAGGAUUUUCGUCUGAUAAUUGUAACAUGAUGAUAGGUAAACGAGCAUCUGUUUUAACGAAGGUCACAGAGAAGGCUCCUAACAUAUAUAGUGUGGGCUGCCCAAGCCAUCUGGUGAACAUUUGAGGCAUGUCGUUGCAAAAUGGUUAAGUUGUCGCACAGGCCAGUAUUGUGUAAAUGAGCUAUAAAAUAUGGGAGCUCAAAAAAUUGCCUAAAAAUCCAAAUUUGUUUUUCACUAUAGAU
Messenger RNA from Anneissia japonica, 2234 nucleotides. RefSeq lists its product as uncharacterized. NCBI's taxonomy places the organism in Eukaryota, Metazoa, Echinodermata, Crinoidea, Comatulida, Comatulidae. The transcript is spliced from 3 exons. Bases 1413 to 2117 code for a protein of 234 amino acids. The record is from RefSeq and is a predicted model, not a curated record.